CCCUCGGGGUUGACCGGCCUCUUGCGCUGCCUUUUGCUCUGCACCCUGUGUGACUUUCUUUCCCUGGAAGCCUCUCUGAGUCUCUUCCCGUUGCUGUCUGCAUCUCUGUCCUCAUCUCUCUGUCUCUGUUUUCACGCUGAGUCUCUGGUUCCAGCGGCCUGUCACCGUCUGUGUCUCUGUGGCUCUCAUGACUUUUUUUCUGUCUCCUGCCAUCUCUGUGUGGGAUUCUUUGUCACUCUGCCCCUUCCCUUCCCCUUCCCUCUGAAGCUUGCAUCUCUGUGUCCCUUCGGGCCUGUCAGGUCCUUCUCCUCCCCGGAGCCAUCUGGAGAAGAGCCAGGACUGGGCACAAGGCAGGACUAAGACAAUGGCAGUGGCCAGUCUGCGGCCAUGGGUGGCCUGCCUGCUUGCGAUCCUCCUCUCCUUGGGAUUUAGCCUGGACACUCGCGAGGUGUGCCCCAGCCUGGACAUCCGCUCAGAGGUGGCAGAGCUGCGUCGACUGGAAAACUGCAGCGUGGUGGAGGGCCACCUGCAGAUCCUGCUCAUGUUCACGGCCACCGGCGAGGACUUCCGUGGCCUCAGCUUCCCACGCCUCACUCAGGUCACCGACUACCUGCUGCUCUUCCGUGUCUAUGGCCUGGAGAGCCUGCGUGACCUCUUCCCCAACCUAGCGGUCAUCCGCGGUGCCCGCCUCUUCCUGGGCUACGCGCUGGUCAUCUUCGAGAUGCCGCACCUGCGGGACGUGGGGCUGCCAGCGCUGGGGGCCGUGCUGAGUGGGGCCGUGCGCGUGGAGAAGAACCAGGAGCUCUGCCACCUCUCCACCAUUGACUGGGGCCUGCUGCAGCCUUCACCUGGCGCCAACCAUAUUGUGGGCAACAAGCUGGGCGAGGAGUGUGCCGACGUGUGCCCUGGCGUGCUGGGCGCCACUGGCGAGCCCUGUGCCAGGACCACCUUCAGUGGGCACACCGACUACAGGUGCUGGACCUCCAGCCACUGCCAGAGAGUAUGCCCCUGUCCCCGUGGGCUGGCCUGCACGGUUAGGGGUGAGUGCUGCCACACUGAAUGCCUGGGAGGCUGCAGCCGGCCAGAAGACCCCCAUGCCUGUGUCGCCUGCCGCCACCUCUACUUCCAGGGUGCCUGCCACAGGGCGUGCCCUCCAGGCACCUACCAGCAUGAGUCCUGGCGCUGCGUCACGGCCGAGCACUGUGCCAGCCUGCGCUCUGUGCCUGGCCGCGCCUCCACCUUUGGCAUCCACCAGGGUAGUUGCCUGGCCCAGUGCCCUCCAGGCUUCACCCGUAAUGACAGCAGCAUAUUCUGCCACAAAUGCGAGGGGCUAUGCCCCAAAGAGUGCAAGGUGGGCACCAAGACCAUCGACUCUGUCCAGGCAGCACAGGAUCUGGUGGGCUGCACCCACGUGGAAGGGAGCCUCAUCCUCAAUCUUCGGCAAGGCUAUAACCUGGAGCUGGAGCUGCAGCGCAGCCUGGGACUGGUAGAGACCAUCACUGGCUUCCUCAAAAUCAAGCACUCCUUUGCCCUCGUGUCCCUAGGCUUUUUCAAGAACCUCAAACUAAUCCGGGGGGACACCAUGGUGGAUGGGAACUACACUCUGUACGUGCUGGACAACCAGAACCUGCAGCAGCUGGGCUCCUGGGUGGCUGCGGGGCUCACCAUUCCCGUGGGCAAGAUAUACUUCGCCUUCAACCCACGCCUCUGCUUGGAACACAUCUACCGCUUGGAGGAGGUGACUGGCACGAAGGGACGGCAAAACAAGGCAGAGAUCAAUCCCCGCACCAACGGAGACCGAGCUGCCUGCCAGACACGCACCCUGCGCUUCGUGUCCAACGUGACGGAGGCCGACCGCAUCUUGCUGCGCUGGGAGCGCUUCGAGCCGCUGGAGGCUCGCGACCUACUCAGCUUCAUCGUGUACUACAAGGAGUCCCCAUUCCAGAAUGCCACAGAGCAUGUAGGUCCAGAUGCAUGUGGGGCCCAGAGCUGGAACCUACUGGACGUGGAACUGCCCCUAAGCCGCACCCAGGAGCCAGGUGUGACCCUAGCCCCGCUGAAGCCCUGGACACAGUACGCAGUGUUUGUGCGGGCCAUCACGCUGACCACUGAAGAGGACAGCCCCCACCAAGGAGCCCAAAGCCCCAUCAUCUACCUCCGAACCUUACCUGCAGCACCCACAGUGCCCCAGGACGUCAUCUCCACGUCCAAUUCCUCCUCCCACCUGCUGGUGCGCUGGAAGCCACCGACCCAGCGCAACGGAAACAUCACCUACUACCUGGUGCUGUGGCAACGCCUGGCAGAGGACAGCGACCUCUACCUCAAUGACUACUGCCACCGCGGCUUGCGGCUGCCCACCAGCAACAACGAGCCCCGCUUCGACCGCGAAGACGGGGAGCUCGAGGCCGACAGGGAGCCUGGCUGCUGCCCUUGCCAGCACCCACCUCCUGGGCAGGUCCUGCCACCGCUGGAGGCACAGGAGGCCUCCUUCCAGAAGAAGUUUGAAAACUUUCUACACAACGCCAUCACCAUCCCCAAAUCCCCUUGGAAGGUGACGUCCAUCAAUAAGAGCCCUCAAAGGGACUCAGGGAGGCACCGCCGGGCAGCCGGGGCUCUCCGGCUUGGGGGGAACAGCUCGGAUUUCGAGAUCCAGGAGGACAAAGUGCCCCGGGAGCGAGCGGUGCUGAAGGGCCUGCGCCACUUCACAGAGUACCGGAUCGACAUCCAUGCCUGCAACCACGCGGCGCACACUGUGGGCUGCAGCGCUGCCACCUUCGUCUUUGCACGUACCAUGCCCCACAGAGAGGCUGAUGGCAUCCCAGGGAAGGUGGCCUGGGAGGCAGCCAGUAAGAGCAGUGUUCUCCUACGCUGGCUUGAGCCACCAGACCCCAACGGACUCAUUCUCAAGUACGAAAUCAAGUACCGCCGCUUGGGAGAGGUAGGUACCCCAGGAGACACCCUAACCCAGCCCCAGUUUGUGCCUCCAUCCUCUUCCCAGCCAGCUCUUCUGUGUUGCCCUCAGGAGGCCACAGUGCUGUGUGUGUCCCGCCUGCGAUAUGCCAAGUUUGGGGGCGUCCACCUGGCCCUGCUGCCUCCUGGAAACUACUCGGCCAGAGUUCGGGCAACCUCACUGGCUGGCAAUGGCUCCUGGACAGACGGUGUCGCUUUUUACAUCCCUGGCCCAGAGGAGGAAGACUCCGGGGGGCUGCACGUCCUUCUCACUGUCACCCCCGUGGGCCUCAUGCUGCUCAGCAUUCUCGCUGCCCUCGGUUUCUUCUACAGCAAGAAGAGAAACAGCACGCUGUAUACCUCUGUGAAUCCGGAGUACUUCAGUGCCUCGCAUAGUAGGUCUGGGGGUGGCUGGACGGGUGGUGUGGGAAAGGGAGGCAGGAGGGGAGAAGAGGCAGACUUCCAGACCAUCUUGGAGAAGGCAGCCUUGGGACCCGAGCCCUUCAGAAGAGAAGAGAAGUGGGUGGAGGUGUGGCAGAGAGCAGUACGCUCGCCUUGUGACUCCCACUUCCUCUCAGUGUACAUCCCUGAUGAGUGGGAGGUGCCUCGGGAGCAGAUCUCCAUAAUCCGGGAACUGGGCCAGGGCUCUUUUGGGAUGGUAUACGAGGGGCUGGCACAAGGACUUGAGGUUGGAGAGGAGCUCACGCCCGUGGCCCUGAAGACGGUGAAUGAGCUGGCCAGCCCACGAGAACGCAUUGAGUUCCUCAAGGAAGCCUCUGUCAUGAAGGCAUUCAAGUGUCACCAUGUGGUACGUCUCCUGGGUGUGGUGUCUCAGGGCCAGCCAACUCUGGUCAUCAUGGAGUUAAUGACCCGGGGGGACCUCAAGAGCCAUCUUCGAUCUUUGCGGCCUGAGGCAGAGAACAACCCUGGGCUCCCUCGGCCGGCACUGGGAGAUAUGAUCCAGAUGGCUGGUGAGAUCGCGGACGGCAUGGCCUACCUCGCUGCCAACAAGUUUGUGCACCGAGACCUGGCGGCCCGAAACUGCAUGGUGUCCCAGGACUUCACCGUCAAGAUCGGGGACUUCGGGAUGACUCGAGAUGUGUAUGAGACAGACUAUUACCGCAAGGGCGGGAAGGGGCUGCUGCCUGUGCGCUGGAUGGCCCCUGAGUCCCUCAAAGAUGGAAUCUUCACCACCCACUCGGAUGUCUGGUCAUUUGGCGUGGUGCUCUGGGAGAUUGUGACCCUGGCUGAACAACCCUACCAGGGCCUAUCCAAUGAGCAGGUGCUCAAGUUCGUCAUGGAUGGCGGGGUCCUAGAGGAGCUGGAGAGCUGUCCCGUUCAGCUGCAGGAGCUGAUGCACCGCUGCUGGCAGCAGAACCCGCGCCUGCGCCCAACUUUUACCCACAUCCUGGACAGCAUACAGGAAGAGCUGCGGCCCUCAUUCCGCCUCCUUUCCUUCUAUUACAGCCCAGAGUGCCGGGGGGCCCGGGCCUCGCUGCUGCCCACAGAUGCAGAGCCCGACUCCCCGCCAGCCCCUAAAGGGGCUUCCUCAGACUUCAGCCCCCAAAAUGGGGGUCCAGGGCACUGAGGGGCACCCCAUUCCCUGGCUGGUUGGCCUCCCAUGGGCAGAGAGGAAGGGACCUGACCUUUGCAGCUGUGAGAUGCUGAGACAGGGCAGGGGGUGGCCGAGGGGGGCACAGAGAGCAGGAGCAGGACAGAUUGGGGGUGACGGGGAGAGCAGAGCAGAGUCAUGGCAGGACAGAUUUUCUCAGGAAUCUGAUCCUCCAUGCGGAAGUAAUCAAGGCCACAACAGAAGUGGAGGUUAGACCAAGGACAAGACAUCCUGCCCUCUGAGUGAGAGAGCCUACUCAGACUAGGAAGAGAGGCCUGCCCGCCCCAGAGGCAGCGUCUGGGGAACCCCACCCUCGGCUUUGGAGCUCCUGUGGGCAUCUGGGGUCAUCAGCGCGUUUGAAACCAGAUGAGCAACCAGAAUCGGGGCUGGAACCCUCUCUGUCUGUGUUUGGGAGGCUGGGUUUGGGCAUCCACGUGACUGCUCCUCUCACCUCCUCCCCUCUGCCCCGUCCCACAGGGGUUGUGAGGAGAACCCAGGGAACCGGGCAAGUGGGUUCCCAGCCUGGCCUGGAGGCCUGCCCUCACCCCCCUUCCUCUCCUUUGCCAUACCCAAAGACCCCAAGCUUGGUGCUCCCCCUUCCUCUUCUCCAGGGCGUUCCCUUGGGGCAGAUUCACCCCUUCUCCCAGUCCUUUCCCCCUCAAUCCCCCUCCUACCCUUGGAUUAUUAAGGCUUUAAUAGCCUUGCUUCCUCCCUGCCCUCACUUCUGCCCCCCACCCCUGCCUCUCAUGGGAAGACUGGAGAAGGCACAAUAAAGGCCGAGGUCUGUUUAUACCCUCGUCCCGGGCAGCCCAUUAUCUCUCCAUCUAUAUGGUGUUAACACUGGAUGAACUUCCUCCCUCCCUC
Molecule: messenger RNA, 5425 nt
Organism: Orcinus orca (killer whale)
Lineage: Eukaryota; Metazoa; Chordata; Mammalia; Artiodactyla; Delphinidae
Gene: INSRR
Product: insulin receptor related receptor
Exons: 20
Coding region: 365-4537 (1390 amino acids)
Biological process (GO): positive regulation of phosphatidylinositol 3-kinase/protein kinase B signal transduction; multicellular organism development; protein autophosphorylation
Cellular component (GO): insulin receptor complex; axon; membrane
Molecular function (GO): phosphatidylinositol 3-kinase binding; ATP binding; insulin receptor substrate binding
Source: RefSeq, a predicted model, not a curated record